GAGGAAAAAAAAAAAAAAAAGAUGGCGCUGCCCAUGUUAAGAGGUUGUUUCAGGUUGCCAUCAACAUUUAGCUUUACUCGUCUGUAUAUAAAUGAAAGUAUCAUCCUGAACCGGUUCGGUAAAACGCGGCUACCUCCUUCAACCGUUGUCCGCCCGUACAGCUCCGACCGGGGCGGACAAAAACAGAAACAGAAGGUGGUGGUUGUCGGCAUCCCGAAUCCUUUCAUCUGGUUUCGCACCCGAAUAUACUACUUUCUGAUUAGGGCUUACUUUGAUAAAGAGUUCAACAUUGAAGAGUUCACGGAGGGCGCGAAGCAGGCCUUUUCCCAUGUCUCCAGACUGUUGUCACAGUGUCAGUUUGAAGCUUUAGAAGGGCUCGUGGCUAAAGACUUGAUUGGAAAGCUCGAGGAAAAGUGCAACCUGCUGCCAUCGAGCUACAAGAAAGCGCUCUCUGCAGAUCCUGAUGAGAUCAUGUACACCACACCUGGAGACGUGGGAAUCUACUAUGAUGAUAAUGGGAGAAAGUUUGUCAGUAUUCUGAUGCGUUUCUGGUAUCUGACAAGCACCCGUCUUCCUAACGACAACUUGGAGGGAACCCGUGUCUUUCAGGUGUCCAUUGGUGGAGAGGGAGAAGCAGAAAGUAAGAGACUGCUAACUGCAAAUUAUGAAUUCCAAAGGGAGUUUACUAAGGGAGUGCCCCCGGACUGGACCAUUACAAGGAUAGAGCACUCCAAGCUUUUGGAUUAAGGUAGUUUUGAUUUGAGGCAGUUGUGCCAGUGGAAACUAGUCAAAGACACGAAAUUCCCCUCAGUAUUUGCUUUCAUUAAACUGAGUACAAAAAACAGCUCACGAUGAUCCACAGACGGAAAACAAGACGCAUCUCCUUACUGGGAAGUCAGAGGAAAGCACCAGCACAAACUUGGAUUCAUCCACUAGUCACUGUAGAAAAGUUCCCAAAGCUGUCUGCAGUACAGCUGUGUUUCUUAUGGUUUUCUUCACUAUCUCUGAUUUCCCCCCAACAACAGUGAUCAGCGCUGGACCGGCUUUGUGAACUCUUGCUCUGGAAGGUUUUGUACAUUCAGGAAUGUGGCCAGAGGAAUCAAAUAUUAUUUUCAAACCAUGUGUAGCCUUAUUUUAACGAUUAUGUAACAGCAUAUGGGUGUGCUUCACACCUGUUCUUGGAAACUGUCAUCUUGUUUUUUAUUUUUGAAAAGACUGAUUAUUGUCUGAUACCGCAUCUCCAAGUAGAGAACUCUUGUUUCUCUACAGUAUAUAGGACUGUGUGGUAUAAAGAUGUUGCAGUUCAUUGUGCCAGAUUUGUUUCCACAGAAAAAAAAUCUUUCCUUUUUUUCCCCCACACAAAAUAUUGACCUGUUGCAGUCACCUGCCUCUGAAGUACAUGCUAUAUACUGUAUGUGUGCACAUGUGUUUUGCAGUUUGAUGCAGCUGCAGCAGUCCUUUGAUUGUUUUAUUAAAGAUUUGAGAAAAGAA
Siniperca chuatsi (mandarin fish) is the source of this 1491-nucleotide messenger RNA. It is a transcript of the gene maip1, whose product is annotated as matrix AAA peptidase interacting protein 1. Gene Ontology annotation, molecular function: ribosome binding. The record is from RefSeq and is a predicted model, not a curated record. Gene Ontology annotation, cellular component: mitochondrial inner membrane. Gene Ontology annotation, biological process: protein insertion into mitochondrial inner membrane from matrix; inner mitochondrial membrane organization. The coding region runs from base 22 to 747 and encodes 241 amino acids. NCBI's taxonomy places the organism in Eukaryota, Metazoa, Chordata, Actinopteri, Centrarchiformes, Sinipercidae. The transcript is spliced from 5 exons.